AUGCCUCCCAACAGCUCGUCCAAGCUUUUUAAUUUGGAGGACAGUUUUUUCCUGAUGAAUUCCUCCGGCAAUGAGACGCACACCGAGUCUCACGGUAGCGCAAUUCUCAUCUCAUUUAUCUACACAGUGGUCUGUUUAGUCGGGCUGUGUGGGAACUCCAUGGUCAUUUAUGUCAUUUUUAGGUACGCUAAAAUGAAGACGGCGACUAAUAUAUAUAUUUUGAACUUGGCGAUUGCGGACGAGUUACUUAUGUUGAGUGUGCCGUUUUUGGUGACAUCCUCGUUACUUCACCACUGGCCAUUUGGAUCUUUCUUGUGCCGCCUCGUCCUAAGUGUGGACGCUAUAAAUAUGUUUACCAGCAUUUACUGCUUGACUGUACUAAGCAUAGACCGAUACAUUGCCGUAGUGCACCCCAUAAAAGCUGCCCGAUACCGGAGACCUACAAUCGCCAAGAUGGUUAACUUGGGAGUUUGGACAUUUUCCAUCUUGGUUAUUUUGCCAAUCAUUAUAUUUUCCAGUACAGCACCGAACUCGGAUGGAUCAGUCGCUUGUAAUAUGCAAAUGCCAGAACCACAGAAGCAGUGGAUGGCAGUGUUUAUAGUAUAUGCCUUUCUAAUGGGCUUUCUGUUCCCGGUCAUUGCCAUAUGUAUGUGCUACAUCUUGAUCAUAGUAAAGAUGCGAGUGGUUGCGCUGAAAGCUGGCUGGCAACAGCGUAAAAAGUCCGAGAGAAAAAUCACGCUGAUGGUAAUGAUGGUGGUGACCGUGUUUGUAAUAUGUUGGAUGCCUUUUCACGUCGUACAACUUGUUAAUGUCUUUGUGGAGACACAUAAUGCAACACUUAGCCAGCUGGCAGUAAUUUUAGGUUACGCUAACAGCUGCGCCAAUCCUAUACUGUACGGAUUCCUGUCGGACAAUUUCAAACGCUCCUUCCAGAGAAUAUUAUGUCUGCGCUGGAUGGACAACGCAACUGAGGAACCUAUCGAUUACUACGCAACUGCUUUGAAAAGUCGCGGAUACAGUGUAGAUGAAUUUCAACCGGACAAUAUGGAAUCAGAUAGCACCUAUAGAAAUGGCACUUGUACCUCCAGGACUACGACUUUGUAAACGAAGGAACAUGUUGAAUGUCCAUAAUAGAACAAAGCUUUGUACUACCUUUACCUGUUUCAUUGCUUGUGCCAGAAUAGUAUUUGUCUGUUUCGUUUAAGCUGUGUUUGGAAAUGUAUACCAGAAGUCCCACCAGAGUAAC
Sardina pilchardus (European sardine) is the source of this 1246-nucleotide messenger RNA. RefSeq names its product somatostatin receptor 1a (gene sstr1a). NCBI's taxonomy places the organism in Eukaryota, Metazoa, Chordata, Actinopteri, Clupeiformes, Clupeidae. The record is from RefSeq and is a predicted model, not a curated record. Gene Ontology annotation, cellular component: plasma membrane; neuron projection. The coding region runs from base 1 to 1104 and encodes 367 amino acids. The transcript has a single exon. Gene Ontology annotation, biological process: neuropeptide signaling pathway; cellular response to estradiol stimulus. Gene Ontology annotation, molecular function: neuropeptide binding; somatostatin receptor activity.